GCUGGGAACUUCUCCCAGCAGAGGUCAAACGGGCUCCCUCGUCCCUCUGCGCGGCUGCCGCAGCAGCGGUGGGAUUGUUAUUAAGCAACUUUCCCAGUAUUAUUCUUUGGGGGAGGGGAGAGGCAGAGCCGGGGGAGGACUCGGUUUAAGUUUAUGGGAUUUAAUAGAUGGCUAUAAAUGGGGUUGCUGGAACUUUAAAAGGCAGCAAGCUGUGGUUGGCUGGUAGCUAGAUUUGGAGUAACAUAUGGCAUUAAAAGGAGCACAGCUGGAGGUAGCAUUUCCAUCGCAGUGAAGUCAGAGCAGCUGACUCUCCAGCUUGCAGUGUAAUUAGCAAACCGAGCACUCCCUCCCUCACUCGCAUACUCUCCUCUCUCGCACACGCACUCACCCGCCUGCUAGUCUUCCUCUGCUGCCGAGCCGCACCAUCGCCGCCUUCGCCCGGGGUGCCCUCUCCCACCGCAAACUUGGGCGCCUCCAGGAGGGGCGUGUUUUCCCAUGCACCCCUCAAUCCCUGCGUGGCAGCCGGGUAAGGUGAGCCCCCUGCUUGGAUCUCCCUGCUUGGAGCUGUUGCCGCAGGUAGUUGGACUUGUAGCCUCACCGCAUCUCUCUCGAAUGGUUAUGAAGGAAGAAUGGAGUUUCCAGACCAUAGCCGCCAGUUGCUGCAGUGUCUGAGUCAGCAGCGUCACCAGGGCUUCCUGUGUGACUGUACUGUUUUAGUUGGAGAAGCUCAGUUCAGAGCCCACAGAGCUGUUCUUGCUUCUUGCAGCAUGUACUUCCAUCUUUUCUACAGGGACCAGUUAGACAAAAGGGAUAUUGUGCAUCUGAACAGUGAUAUUGUCACAGCCCCAGCCUUCAGUCUGCUGCUUGAAUUCAUGUAUGAAGGAAAGCUGGAGUUUAACAGUCUUCCAGUUGAAGAUGUGCUCGCUGCAGCGAGCUACCUUCACAUGUAUGACAUUGUGAAAGUCUGCAAGGGCAAGUUGAAAGAUAAAGAAUUGUGUUUGGAAGAAAAGAUGAAUGAUGAUGUGGCUAAUUUGGAAAAAGAUGAGCAUUUUUUAGACACGGGAGUGCCCCUGGUACACGAGUUCGACCCGGGACACAAACAAAAAUUCAGUGUCACAGAAUAUGAUAGAGCAACGAAUAAAGAUAGGGUCAGUGGUCACCCUGGCUGGUCCUCUGAUCUUAUAUGUGUCAGCUCUGUGUCUGCAGAGGCAGAAUCGUGUACCAUAGCAGCUGGAAAAACAAAAGCUAAUGUCAAUAGUUCUGCAGGAUCUUUGUCCCAAAGGUCUGUUAACCAUACCCCGGCUUCAAGUGAUGUGGACUGUGCUCUGGAUUUGUCUUUCAAGCCUGUGUCUGGGAGAGAUUCCUUACACCCCUCCUACGUCUUUGGACAGCUGGCUUCCGACAGCCAGCAGCAGGGUACUGAGCCACUUGUUAAAGAUGAACAAGACUUGCUGUCAGAUCAGGAGGACAGUGAAGCAAGGAGUCCAGAGAGUCAGCAUUUUGGGAAUUCAGCCAAAAGCCUAGUGACAGGGUUAGGACACAUGUUCACAGGAAACGGCAGUUCUCACGCAAGAGAAGAUGAUAUAGAUCAAGAUAGAGAUGAGAGUGAAGAUGACAUGGAUUCAUCAGAUAUCUCCUCCUCUGGUGUACUUGUGCCUCCUGGGCAUAUCUGCAUUUGCCCCCUUUGUAGCAAAGUUUUUCCAAGCCCACACAUCCUGCAGCUACACCUGAGCUCUCACUUCAGAGAUAAAGAUGGCUCAAGGACCAGGUUGUCUCCUGAUGGUUCGGUGCCCACCUGUACGCUUUGUGGGAAGACUUUUUCUUGCAUGUACACCUUAAAGAGACAUGAAAGGACUCACUCGGGCGAAAAGCCUUAUACCUGUGCCCAGUGUGGAAAGAGCUUCCAGUAUUCCCACAAUCUCAGCCGUCACGCAGUAGUGCAUACCAGAGAGAAACCCCAUGGUUGCAAAUGGUGUGAAAGACGAUUUACACAAUCCGGUGACUUAUACAGACACAUCCGUAAAUUUCAUUGUGGCCUCCUAAAGUCCUUGGUGGUUUGAGACAAGCUUUUUUUUUUUUUUUUUUUUUAAUGGAUGUUACUAAUGUGUGGGGGUUUUUUUUUAAGGCAGCAUGUGAUUUUCUUUUUUUACUGAUCUUCACAUCAGUUAACAAUGUUGAAAGAUGCUAAGUGUACACUUCAGUGGCCUUUUUGCCACGGCCGCUUUUUUUCCCCCCUGUCCCUCCCCUUUCCCCCCCGUUGUCUGUUGUGCACCCAUGUUACAUUAUUUCCAAGUUAGUAGAGUGAAAAUGAUUUAAGAUUCAAUGAUUUGGCUUCGAUUUUUUUCAUGCUGGAAGUACUUGCUUUGUGUUCGCCCCCCCCCCAGUUUAAAAAAAGAUUGAUAACAGAAUCUGAGAAAUACUCCAAGAUUUACUUAAGUCCCCUAAAUGCUAUCUGUGUAUUUCAUGACAACCUAAGAGUUGAACUAUAGCUUCUUCUUUUGAUGUGGAUGAGGGAAUCUGCUCACUUAACUCCAUGUGUCUCAAGAUGAGACCUACAGCCUUUUCAAGAAGUAGGCUUAAAUUGGCCCAGUUUUUUAAAGAGGUUUGAGAAUUCCUUGACUUGUACUUACAUAUCUGGUACAGUUUGGCUUUUGAUUCUUACUACUGUAUCAGAGUAGUUUUGCAAUCAAUCCUAAAAUCGGAAUGAAAAGUCUUGCAUACAGACUUGGCAUACUCAGAAGGAAAGUUUUAAAUUUCUUUCUCCCCUUCCCUCCUCCAAGGACUAUUAUUUGUUGAAUAGCACUGAGCUGCUUUUGAAUUUUAAAAACUGGGUAGAAACAUGUUUCUAUCUGCGCUAUAUUCACUCCUUAGCUGUUGAAGGAUAAGCACUAGAGUAAACAUGUAAACUCAUGGGAUAUAUGAACACAUCUCCAUCCCUGUCUGGACAAACAAACACAGGGACCAAUCCUGCUACUGCCGGGGAAACGUUACUUCAGUGAGUAAACUCAUAGAGGGUGCAAGAUUGGGUCUGUAAUACGUGCCAUAACCUUGCUCAGACAUUUGGGAAUGGAUAAAAAUAUACAACAACUGCAGGGUCUGGUGAAGGAAAUGCAGUGGCUGAGUAGCUAGUUAGGAACUGAUGACCAGUAUUCUUAAGAGGAAAUUGGUCAGUGUAGUAAUAUGUGACAGUCAAUCUUUUUGUUUUAAAACAGGGAUUUCUGACUUGUUCAGGAUACCUGUAGCAUCUUCUGGUACAUUUUAGUAAAAUUACAUUUUUUUGAAAUGACCGGUAUUAAAGAUCAGUAGCUUGGAGAUAUAUAUAUUUUUAUGGCUUGUAUAUUGUUAAAGUUGGCAACUGCCCUGGGCCAAGUUCUGUGGAAUUCAUCUGAUUUCUUGGGUAGCACAAAUGCAAGCCAGCGGAGGGACUUGGCCCUGCUAGUUUUGCACCAGCCAAACGAAAUACUAACUUUCCCAUUGUUUCCUAAAAUUUAGACCAUCUGUAAUUAUAACAGGUUACUGAAUUCCAAAUACAGUAGUUCAGUUAUCUGCCUAAGAGAACACCCUUUGGUCUGUGCAUGUCAGUGAAUACCAGAUUAUGCCUCUCCAGUUAAAGCAUCCGUUCAAGGCACACACACAUACAGAACUGAAUUCUUAUGACAUCUGUGCUUUUGAAUUUCAUUUUUUCUGAACUGAAUCUUUUUUUUUCUUUUUAAUUAAGAGAAAAAGUUUAUUUUGUCAAGUUUACUGACACUCCUGGAAUGGUUUCUUGAAGUUCAAUCAUUUAUUUUUAAAAGAAUUUGAAGCACUGAAGUGGAUUCUUCUAAAUAGUGUACUUCAGAAUAUCGGAUUUCAUCCCAAAAGAAGGAAUUGUCCAGCAUUUCCCUUUACAUGUAUUAAGUAAGCACUACUACCUAUGUGGUUUCAACAGUGUAAUUGUGAUAUUGAUCUAUUGUGAAAGUACUUUAAAAAAAAAAAAAACAAAAAAAACCCAG
Molecule: messenger RNA, 3992 nt
Organism: Chelonia mydas (Green sea turtle)
Lineage: Eukaryota; Metazoa; Chordata; Testudines; Cheloniidae
Gene: ZBTB42
Product: zinc finger and BTB domain containing 42
Exons: 2
Coding region: 630-2060 (476 amino acids)
Biological process (GO): regulation of transcription by RNA polymerase II
Cellular component (GO): nucleus
Molecular function (GO): DNA-binding transcription factor activity, RNA polymerase II-specific; RNA polymerase II cis-regulatory region sequence-specific DNA binding; protein binding
Source: RefSeq, a predicted model, not a curated record